Necator americanus (New World hookworm) is the source of this 399-nucleotide messenger RNA. RefSeq lists its product as uncharacterized. NCBI's taxonomy places the organism in Eukaryota, Metazoa, Nematoda, Chromadorea, Rhabditida, Ancylostomatidae. The coding region runs from base 1 to 399 and encodes 132 amino acids. The record is from RefSeq and is a predicted model, not a curated record. The transcript has 3 exons.
AUGGAUCCAGGUCUGGAAUGGGAACGUACGAGCAGAGCUGCGGUGAAGACUGCAACCAACUUCGGCAAGUUGGUAAUCGAUCAAUGCAUUUCUCUCUACGGAGGAUCGUUAAUUCGGCUUGUCUCGCUGAAUAGAAACGAUUUUGGCUUGAAGGCAGCAUGCCACAGAAUUCACGAUGUUGGAAUCCUCUUGAAGAAUGUAGGGUUCGAUUUCAAGUGUUUGCCACAAGCGCGAGCGGCAGGGUUCCCUGUCUCCACAGAACCGUUUCUUCUAGGGUAUCUUGACCUCGCCAAAAUGUUAAAUGAAGCCGGUGGCCGUAAAAGCGGCGCUUUGAUUUUUAAGUGGCGAGUUUUCGAGUUCUUGUUGUCCAGUCAUGAAUUUCGGAGAUAUACCUUGUAG